Messenger RNA from Ogataea philodendri, 330 nucleotides. RefSeq lists its product as uncharacterized. The transcript has a single exon. The record is from RefSeq and is a predicted model, not a curated record. The coding region runs from base 1 to 330 and encodes 109 amino acids. Lineage: Eukaryota; Fungi; Ascomycota; Pichiomycetes; Pichiales; Pichiaceae.
AUGGACACUUUCGUCCUGCACAUGCAGAAUAUCGAGGUUGACCUUGGUGGUGGAGAUCUUGGUGACCUUGGCGAGCACGACGUCGUCUUCGGACGGCGUGAAGUUGGCAAUUUGGGCCCCGUUGGUGCGCACAGACACCACAGACGACUUAUCUGUGGUUGCGAAGUUGACGGCUCCGAGCGAGGUGGCCACGAUGCAUGGGACAGCGACGCCGUUGACCGCGCGGUCGGCCAGAAUUGUGUUGGCGCCAGCGGUGUAGACGUGGUCCUCGGCGGCGGCGGGCACAAUUGGUUGUCCUGGCAAUACCAAAGCGUUCAUCUGAAUUCCUGA